CUGUUUGAUCCCAGCAUAAAGAAGAAGAAAAAGAAGAAGAAGACACCAUUCGAUCUUGAUGCAGCCAUGGCAGGGGAAACUAAUGCAGAGCCAGUAGAGAAUAGAACAGAAGACAGAAUUGAGGCUUUUGUUGUAGAGGAAGAAUUGGAAGAAAAAAAGGAAGAAGAUGAUUUUGCUUAUGAUCUGGAUGACUUCUCUGGGAAGAAAAAGAAAAAGAAAAAGAAAGCUAAAGUUCUAGAUUUGGAUGCACUGGAUGGUGGCACUGCAGAGACAGGAGAAGGCACAGCUAAACAAGAUGACGAGUCGUUAGGCUUAAGUGAUGGCACCGCGUGGUCUGGGUCAGACAGAGAUUAUACCUAUGAAGAGCUGCUCACACGGGUGUUUGACAUUAUGAGAGAGAAAAAUCCAGACAUGGUUGCUGGUGACAAGAAGCGGUUUGUAAUGCGUCCGCCACAAGUCUGCCGCGUAGGAACAAAGAAGACGUCUUUUGCUAACUUCGCUGAUAUCUGCAAAAUUCUUCAUAGGCAACCAAAACAUCUAUUAGCCUUUUUGAUGGCCGAGCUGGGAACAAGUGGUUCAGUGGAUGGAAACAACCAGCUGAUUAUCAAGGGAAAAUUUCAACAGAAACAAAUAGAAAAUGUUUUACGAAGAUAUAUUAAGGAGUACGUGACCUGCCACACGUGUCGAUCCCCAGACACCAUCCUCCAAAAGGACACGCGACUGUUCUUCCUGCAGUGCGAGAUGUGUGGAUCCCGAUGUAGUGUUGCUAGUAUCAAGUCUGGCUUCCAGGCCGUCACAGGCAAGCGCGCUGCUAUCCGCGCAAAGCAAACUUAAAGUGACUCAACGGUGCCUCGGUUUUGCACUUGGCUCUUGAAUGCCGUAUCAACUGGUAUUCGGCAGUUGACACAUAGACUGAGUAAGCCAGGCAUGGUUUUUCUAGACAGUCGAGAUCAAACAGCAAUUCAAGUGAGGUACGGAGGCACUAGUUCAGUAGACAUUAUGAGGACUCCCGAUCUGAUAACUGUGUGGUACAAAACAUUGUAGUCUCUGCCACUGUUUAUUGUAUCCAUGUUUGUGACAACACGGUAUGUGGUGGCGGUCUCGCUAUUUUGAUAAACAUUGUAAUAGGCAACGAGUGGUUUUUGUUUUGCAUGCUGUUAAAUAUACGGGGUUUCAGUAUUGGGGACAUGACAACAGCUUUAUUUGUCAGUUGGCUGUUAACUUACUGCACCCUUGCAUUGCAACUUAUGAAAUUACAAUGGUUAUUUAUGAAAUAUAGCUUAUCUGAGGACACGUCUUUUUUUAAAUACCAUGGCUAAAUUGCUACACAUUAACAUGGAAUUAGCAAAAAUGCUUAACUUAUGCUGCCAUGCUAUAUAAAAAUGACAAAUGUGUAAUUUACUACAAACGAUUAAUUCGGUUCACUGGAGAUCCUUAUACAAUAGGUUCUCAGCUGCUGGCUAGGUAUUUUGGGAACAACAAAAUUGAUUCUCUGUCAGAAUGUUUUCAAUGCCAUAUAGAAUGGUAAUGUUCAUGUAACAAAAUGAUGCAAUUUGUGUGUAAACUUUAAACUAACAGUCAUCAUGAUAUGAACGGAUUGGUAACAACCUCUAUCCUAAAAAUAUCAUAUCAGUACAGGAAGUCCGAAUUACACUAGAAAAUUGGAUUUAUUUAACGCGUGACAGUAUCCUUUCCUCGCGCAUGUAUAUUUACCAAGUCGGAGCAAAGAUCGUUUCCAAUUGGGUCACACAUAUGUAGGUAAUCGCUUCAUAAAGGCACGUUUGCUUAGGACAUUGCUGUGUAGCACUAAUGCACACAGACUGACAAUGCUAAUUUUGCCAGACCUGCCCACGAGUGCAUAUAGGCCAAGGAAUACAUGCGCGUUGGUGUUGUUACUACUAUACAUGUGAUCACUAAGUUGCAGUAAACUGUUGCUACUGAGUGAUUUUCCAAUAAACAGUUAACCUGUAAUUGUGUUUACUUUUUAAA
This is a messenger RNA of Priapulus caudatus, 1989 nucleotides long. RefSeq names its product eukaryotic translation initiation factor 2 subunit 2-like. The transcript is spliced from 8 exons. Gene Ontology annotation, cellular component: eukaryotic translation initiation factor 2 complex. Gene Ontology annotation, biological process: formation of translation preinitiation complex; formation of cytoplasmic translation initiation complex; translational initiation. The record is from RefSeq and is a predicted model, not a curated record. The annotation marks the transcript as partial. Gene Ontology annotation, molecular function: mRNA binding; translation initiation factor binding; translation initiation factor activity. Lineage: Eukaryota; Metazoa; Priapulida; Priapulimorpha; Priapulimorphida; Priapulidae.